Messenger RNA from Lymnaea stagnalis (great pond snail), 6058 nucleotides. The record is from the annotation of a GenBank genome assembly. Lineage: Eukaryota; Metazoa; Mollusca; Gastropoda; Lymnaeidae.
GGACUGUUUGAAGACAUUGGGGAAGGUCUGAUACACAGUCGCUUGGUUGUGGUCUGUAUGUCUGACCAAUACGCAGCUUCUGACACCUGUGCCAAGGAGUUUCGUUAUGCCGUCAAAGUCCUGAAACUGCCAGUUGUAUUGGCAGUGGUUGGAACAGGGAACAAGUGGAGAGCUUCUGAGGUAAGUCUAAUUGUUGGGAAGAAAUCUUCAACUCCUGGUUCCUUUUACUCCCAAUCUCUUUACAUCAGACCAGUCAUAUUAGUUUGCUUCCCACCAAAGUGGGCCAUAAUGAUGCCAAUGUGUACAACAAUAAUUUUUAUAAAAUAAGUAAUGAAAAGUCAUUUGCAUGUAAUUAAAAAAUGACUUUUAAGGGUGAAUUUACCUGAUUAAAAUUAGUGGAAUAAUGGAACCAAUGUGUUUGAUAUAUUUAAUAAUUUGAAUAUUGAAGAAAAAUCUAUGCACAGUAGGUGAUUCUGUGAUGGAUUUAUUUUAUGUUGGGUGAAGGGGGCUAAGUUAUAUCUGGCCCUGGUUGCCUUUAAAUAUAGUUUUGGUGCUGAUAGAUGCACUGCCCCAAAACAAAUGGUCUGAAAGGGACACUGCCCACUGCAUGCACAGUCUUACAUUGUCUACUGCCCCAACCAUGACAGUUAUUCCAAAAGUGCAGUUUUGAAAUUAUUAACAGCAUUAGGAAAUCCCCCCCCCCCACACACACACACACAUACGUUUUCCACAGGACAAGCAGUGUCCUCAAAAUGGCUAUUAGCAAGAUAUUGCCCUGGUUAAAUGUAUUUAUUUAUUUUCUGCCCACUCCAUGCACAGUCUUACAUUGUCUACUGCCCCAACCAUGAAAGUUAUUCCAAAAGGGCAGUUUUUAAAUUAUUAACAGCAUUAGGAAAUCCCCCCCCCCCCACACACACACACACACAUACGUUUUCCACAGGACAAGCAGUGUCCUCAAAAUGGCUAUUAGCAAGAUAUUGCCCUGGUUAAAUGUAUUUAUUUAUUUUUUUUAAGCUACCAGGUAUUUAAAAUGCAUGAAAAAAAAAAUCCUAAAAUAUUUUUUGACAAAUGCAUCAACAUCCAUGUCUGAUUGCAUCAACUCCCAUGAAAUAUUAUAGCCAGGAAUGUUGUCAUUCAACUGUCAUGUCAUUUUGUAUCUAUGACUUUUGCCACUCACCUGUCAUGUCAUGUUGUAGCUAGGAAUUUCUUCACUCAGUGGUUGACUCACAUUGUAUCUAGGAAUGUUGUCACUCAAAUGUCAUGUCAUGUUGUAGCUAGGAAUUUUUUCACUCAGUGGUUGACUCAUAUUGUAUCUAGGAAUGUUGUAACUCAGCUGUCAUGUCAUAUUGCAGCUAGAAAUGUUGUCACUCAGCUGUCAUGUCAUAUUGUAGCUAGGAAUGUUGUCACUCAACUGCCCCCUGGUGAGUUUCCAAGAGAGAAGUGACAGUGCACUGGACAAGCUGGUGAGGGAGGUUGGGAACUUUCUGCCCAAAGGGGUUCCUCUAAAAGAGAGCGAAGAAGAGAGAAGAAAGAGAGAGAAAGAUGAGACGAACAAACUCAUUCAAGAACAGCAGCGACUGUCGUUUCAGGUAUUCAAGAAUACAUUGCUUUAGCUGGAUAUAUUAAAUCUGGUUGUUGGACAUUUGUAAAUGGCAUGUUUUUAGUUCACCACCUAAGACAGGAUCCAUGAACAUUUAAUACAGUGUAAAUACAAUGUAAAUGCACGUAAAUAAUAUGUAAGUACAAUUUGUAAAUAAGUUGUCAAUACAGCAUGACUACAUUUUAAAUACAAUGUUUAAAUCAGUGUAAAUAUGAUGUAAAUACAGUGGGCGAUAAGAGUCAUAUCCUCAAGGUUAUUUUUUUAAUAUUCUGUAGAAAUCACAUAAUGUUGGGAGAGACAAUGUUCAAGCUGCAAUUUUUGUGACAUAGACUUACAUAAAUAAUACUAUACUAGAGUUUCAUAAUAAGAGACUUACUGUUGCAUACCAUUGAAUGGUUUUUCAAAUUUAAUCUGUUUGUCUCGUUAGAUGAACACUACGCAAAAAGGGCUGAAAACCAGUAAACAAAUAAAACUAUACCAAAGCUAAAAUAUAAACAAUAUUCAAUUUAAUGUUACUCUUAAAUCAAAUAGACAGAAAUAAAAACUAUAUUAACUUACAGCACAGCAAGUGAAGAAGUGUAACAGCAAGGGAAAAAGUGUAACAGCAAGGGAAAAAGUAUAACAGCAAGGGAAAAAGUAUAACAGCAAGGGAAGAAGUAUAACAGCAAGGGAAGAAGUGUAACAGCAAGGGAAAAAGUAUAACAGCAAGGGAAAAAGUAUAACAGCAAGGGAAGAAGUGUUAUUCUCGAAAGAUACAAAUAUUAAUACACACACACAAAGAGUAACAUCAUGUAUUGCUUCUAUAAGUCUAUUAAGUUCCGUGUCUGGGAAAUCUAGCCAAUCACUUCUGGCUUGGAAAGCUGCUGGCUUAUUUAUAAAGAGGAAGUUAGAACCCUCCAGAAAAGAAAUUCUAGAAAUAGCAUCAUGAUAGCAUUCUUUAGAACAAAUGAGAAUAAAAAUCAAGGGAGGGGAGAGUGUGGUAGUGAGCUAUACAUUUAAUGGGUGAUGUCAAUAUCAAAACAAAACGGGUGGGGGGGGGGGAAAGGUUGAAUGCAAGGGCUUGUGGUGCGAACAAAAUCUUAUUCAACUCAUUCAAAUGAGAAUAAAAAUCAAGGGAGGGGAGAGUGUGGUAGUGAGCUAUACAUUUAAUGGGUGAUGUCAAUAUCAAAACAAAACGGGUGGGGGGGGGGGUAAGGUUGAAUGCUAUGGCUUGUGGUGCGAACAAAAUCUUAUUCAACUCAUAGACUAUAACACUUACAUUCUAAGGUUACUUACAUUCUAGAUAUCAUUAGAGACUUACAUUGUAGGGCAUCACAUUGUCACAAAAAGCUCUUAGAAUUAUCUCUUGUCUUAAAAUGAAUAAUAAAAUUGAAUUCUUUCAGGAGCUUUGUGAGUUGGCCCAACGGAAAUUUUUACGUCAAAUCAGCGAGUUUUCCGAGCAGCUGGACCCCACUCCUUAUCCUAACAUCAUUUUAGUGGAUUUUUGGGCUGAAGAAAAAAGUAAUUUGUAUGUGUGGGAAGACACAGUCCUUAGAUUUAAUUAAAGAUGGACCAAAUAUUGGUUACUGACAUUUUUAAUAAUAAAUAUCUCGUGGUCGAUAGCAUAUCUUUACCUGUUAAGCAAACUAUUAACUUGCCAGAUAGAGAUUUGACUGGCAUAUUUGUUAUAAUUUGUAUUGUUAAGGCUGAACAAUAUACAAUUAUUUUAAAACCUCAGCAAACAUGUGUUGCCUACAAAUUCAAAUUAAUAUUUUCUUGACCUUUCUGGCAUGUUUAACAGAAGAGAAGGAAGAACUAAAAUCUGGGCAGAAGACAUUACCAUCUGUAAGUAGAAGGAAGAGAUCUCAUUUGCCAAAUGGACCAACAGAUUUUUAUGAUGAGCAAUUCUGUGUUCAUUUACUCUGUGAACAUGAAGAGGUAAUCAUCAGCAAAGAACUAGUAGCAGAUCUAGCAGGCUAACAGUAGAACUAGCAGUAGAACUUGCAGUAGAACUUGCAGGCUAGCAGUAGAACUAACAGAAUUAGCAGUAGACCUGCCAUAAAACUAGCAGUACAUCUAUCAGAACUAGCAGAAGAGCUGGUAGUAGAGCUAGUAGUAGAACUAGCAAUAGAACUAGCAGUAGAACUAGCACAUUAGAGUUAGCAGUAGAACAAGCAGAAUUAGUGCAGUAGAACUAGCAGAAGAACUAGCAGCAGAAAUGGAAAGAACUAGCAGCAGAGCUAGCAGCCGAGACAUUAGUAGAAAUAUCAGAAAUAGCACUAGAACUAGUGGAAAUAGCAGCAGAACUAGCUACAGAACUAGCAGCAAAGCCAGCAGUAGAACUAGCAGGGCUAGCAGUAGAAAUAGCAGUAGAAAAAGCAUAGAAGUAGCAGUAGAACAAGACAAUUACGAAUAACUAAUUGAAGGAAGAAUGUGGAUGAAUCAAUGAAAGUUAAAAAAAUAUGACAGAAAGAUACUUGUCACCUGCAUUCACAAAAAUAACAUUUAUUUAAAGUAAAAAAUAUUAAAUUAAAAAUAAUUUCAUGAAAAAAACUAACUUCACAGCUGAUAUUAAGUUCUUUAAUGAAAUUGUAUUAAUAAAUUUAAUAAAUGUUCUUACUUUAACAUUUAAAAAAAGAAUAUUAAUAUUUUCAAAAUAGAAAUGUACAACUUUUAUUACCACCCAAUUUUGAAACUAUUCCAACAAAACUUUGAAGAUAUUCCAACCAAACUUUGAAACUAUUCCAACCAAACUUUGAAACUAUUCCAACCAAACUAUGAAACUAUUCCUACCAAACUUUGAAAGUAUUCCAACAAAACUAUGAAAAUAUUCCAACCAAACUUUGUAACUAUUCCAACCAAACUAUGAAACUAUUCCAAGCAAACUUUGAAAGUAUUCCAACCAUACUAUGAAACUAUUCCAACCAAACUAUGAAACUAUUCUAACCAAACUAUGAAACUAUUCCAACAAAACUAUGAAUCUAUUCCAACCAAACUAUGAAACUAUUCCAACCAAACUAUGAAACUAUUCCAAACAAACUAUAAAACUAUUCCAACCAAACUAUGAAACUAUUCCAACCAAACUUUGAAACUAUUCCAACCAAACUUUGAAACUAUUCCAACCAAACUUAUGAAACUAUUCCAAAUAAAUUUUGAAACUAUUCCAACCAAACUAUGAAACUAUUCCAACCAAACUUCGAAACUAUUCCAACCAAACUAUGAAACUAUUCCAACCAAACUUUGAAACUAUUCCAACCAAACUUUGAAACUAUUCCAAACAAACUUUGAAACUAUUCCAACCAAACUUAUGAAACUAUUCCAACCAAACUUUGAAACUAUUCCAACCAAACUAUGAAACUAUUCCUACCAAACUUUGAAAGUAUUCCAACCAAACUUUGAAACUAUUCCAACCAAACUAUGAAACUAUUCCUACCAAACUUUGAAAGUAUUCCAACAAAACUAUGAAAAUAUUCCAACCAAACUUUGUAACUAUUCCAACCAAACUAUGAAACUAUUCCAAGCAAACUUUGAAAGUAUUCCAACCAAACUUUGAAACUACUCCAACCAAACUAUGAAACUAUUCCAACCAAACUUUGAAACUAUUCCAACCAAACUUUGAAACUAUUCCAAACAAACUUUGAAACUAUUCCAACCAAACUUUGAAACUAUUCCAACCAAACUAUGAAACUAUUCCUACCAAACUUUGAAAGUAUUCCAACCAAACUUUGAAACUAUUCCAACCAAACUAUGAAACUAUUCCUACCAAACUUUGAAAGUAUUCCAACAAAACUAUGAAAAUAUUCCAAGAAAACUUUGAAACUAUUCCAACCAACCUAUGAAACUAUUCCAACCAAACUUUGAAACUACUCCAACCAAACUCUGACACUAUUCCAACCAAACUUUGAAACUAUUCCUGUAUUUCAGGGCUGGCACAUGUCUGGUAAAGCCGUUCCUCUGAGUGAAAACUUUGGUCGUAACAUAGACCAGUAUGUCCCUUACAUCGCACGAAUUACAACCAUAGCUAAAUACAGCAAAAAGAUGGUUCUAAACUCUCAAGCUACUGAUGUUGGUCGUUCCUAUCUAAAAUGGUUGGAAGAGGUAUUCCCAUAAGAUGUACUUAUGAAUGGCCAAGAAUGAUACCAAAGUUGGUAAACCUGGUAGAUCUAGCCAAGUGUGAGAUGAGAUAUGGGGUUUGAGAUGGAGCUGAUUGUUUGAGAUGGUGCAGAUUGUUUGAGAUGGAUGCACAAUAUCAUAAAUUUAAAUAUCAUAAUUAAGUGUUACUUCAAAGAUUAAAAUCAUCUUUUUUAACCUUCACCAACAGCUGUUCAUAUAUGUUUCUGCCUUUCUCUUACUUUAAUUUUAAAAUGAUAAUUUUGUCUGUGAACCUGAAGAACCCAACAGUGAAGACAACAACAGACUUCUGUGAAAGUUAUGGGUCACUGAGACAAGUCAUCCGAGAUGUGGACCCUAAAUAUCACA